Messenger RNA from Cornus florida, 1904 nucleotides. Its product is annotated as RING-H2 finger protein ATL3-like. The transcript has a single exon. NCBI's taxonomy places the organism in Eukaryota, Viridiplantae, Streptophyta, Magnoliopsida, Cornales, Cornaceae. The record is from RefSeq and is a predicted model, not a curated record. Bases 553 to 1440 code for a protein of 295 amino acids.
AGCCUCUGCGGAGUCGUAUUGUGACUUCUCUCUCUCUGGUUGAUUGACUGCUCCGUCACUUUCACUCUCUCUAGAGUAGACCCAAAGAUUGUCCUCCUUUUCUUCCCAAUUAGAGUUCUUCAAUUUCUAAAUUAUCAUCUUCACCUCUCAACAUUUUCUUAAAAGGGCAUAACAUCUUCAUUUUCUUUUUCACUUAUUCAAACUCCCAACCCAAAUCCAUCUCCGUUUCCCUCUUUCAAUCUUUCCUUUUUGUUUCUCGAGAUUACCGGGGAAAAUUCUAACUGGGUUUGCUUUGAAUCUCGAGAAUUCUCCUAGAUAUUCAACAAUUGAAAGCUGAAUAUUUCUCGUUUUUUACCUUUUUGGUGAGUGAGAGAUUACGACGGAAAAUUCUUACUGGGUUUGCUUUGAAUCUCCAGAUUUUCCUGGAAAAUUCCAACUGGGUUUGCUUUAAAUCAUCAUAUUUUCCUCGAAACUGAAUAAUUGAAAGCUUGGUUUUUUCUUCUUUUUUUGGUGAAAUUCUGGUAGAAUCAGACCCAGAACGAGAAUCUAAAAAUGGGGGACCGGGACUCAUCGGAGCUAAACCAGAAAUUGGACGACAUGUCGGCGAUUGAGCUCACCGGAAAGAUCAUGGUGGUAGCUAUAAUAGUCCUCUUCUUGGUGGUGGUCUUCGUCUUCUUUCUUCAUCUCUAUGCCAAAUGGUUCUGGUACCGUCGCCAACAAGACGCGGCCGCUAACGGCCACCCCACCCGACGGCGCCGGCGCCGCUUCGACUUCGCCCCCGGCCAUGUAGAAUCAACCGCCACCGCGGCCCUCCGUUGCGGUCUCGAUCCCUCAGUUCUCAAAUCAAUACCGAUAUUAGAAUUCAAUCCCAAAUCUUUCAAAGACGGAUUGGAAUGUGCAGUUUGUCUCUCCGACGUCUCGGAAGGAGAGAAAGCUCGUCUGCUUCCGAAAUGCAACCAUGGCUUCCAUGUGGAGUGCAUUGACAUGUGGUUUCAAUCCCAUUCCACUUGCCCUCUUUGUCGAAACCCUGUUUCGAACCAAAACAUCAACACUCCUGAAUCACCAUUAGAGACGACAGAAGAGAGCUCGUCUGUUAAUGGGUAUUCAACAGAGUCCCCAAAUUUCCCAACAAAUGUGUUGUUUUGGGGGAAUCAGAAUCAAGUUAGUACUUUGGCUUCUUGUUUGGAAGAAGAUGAUCGUCAAUGUCCUGCUUCUUCUCAAAUCCCCUGUUCUUCUUCUUCUUCGUCGUCAGCUACAACAAUUGGUAACUCAAAUGGAAAUGGAAUGUUGGUCAUAGAUAUACCUAGGCAGAUGAAUGAAGAGGAAGAGCCAAAGUCGCCGGCGAUGACACGGUUGAGGUCAUUGAAGAGGCUUUUGAGCAGAGAUAGAAAAGUGCUCCCUUGUAGUCCCAGUAACGUGGAUGUGGAACAGGUGGGCUGAGUCCAAAUUCAGCACACACAAACACACACUAUCACACACACAUAUAUGAUGCACAUUGAUUUGAGUGAGGAGAUGACAUCCCAAUUGAUCUAUAAUUGAUUUUGAUGUCGAAUUCCACAAAUGUCUGAGGCUUGGAGUAUUGGUGGUAUUGGGGGAGAAAAUGGUAGCUCCCAUGUAUUUGUUAAAUCUUCUUUUAUUCUUGACACCGAAUGGUGCAGAGUCAGUGCUUGAUAUCUAGGCAUGAAGUUUGUUUCUUUGCUCUUGAAAUGAGCUUCUGCAACUGUUUGUAAUGAAUAUAUUGUAUGUAAAUGUAGCAGGCUUCUCUGUUUGAGAAGGUGGACCAAUUAGUCCUCUUCUCUCACAGAAGAUGUAUUUUGCAGCCCUCACAUCCAUUGUUCGAUGUUGGGUUCAUGUAUUGCAUAGCUAUUAAUCCAAUAGAUUUAGUUAAAUUUGAUUGUUGUGGA